Molecule: messenger RNA, 2520 nt
Organism: Puntigrus tetrazona (Sumatra barb)
Lineage: Eukaryota; Metazoa; Chordata; Actinopteri; Cypriniformes; Cyprinidae
Exons: 4
Coding region: 183-1004 (273 amino acids)
Source: RefSeq, a predicted model, not a curated record
UUGUGUGCAUCUCGUUGUGAAGAACUGGAGUCUCGAGGGCGUUUAGCUGAAACAGAAGAUUAUUUUGGGUUAUUCGCUGGUUUUUUGGAUAGUGUUUCAUUACAUUUAAGGUCACUUUCCGCUGAUGAAUCCUGUUUCUUAGUUUGAAAUCUGCACUGACUUCGCUGGACUGACUUUAAAGCAUGCGUCGUGGAGACUGGUUGCCAUGGCCCGGCGAGGCUCAGAGGAGAGACGAGAGGAGGGCUGAAGCCAGGCUGGCCGAGGGUCUGCAGAGACUUGACCAGGCUAAACAUUACCACCUCAACACGCUGACCAGGGAACAGCGCAGACUUCACAGAGACCUCAUCUCCAUCAAAACAGGCAAUCCAUGGAAAAGAGGACUCCACAGUUUGGGGCUACGACCCGCCAAUAAUGAUGUCGGUCGACCCGCUGCAUCUUACAAGAGGACCUCGUUUCCCAUCAUCCCAGCGGCAGGAAAGGAGGCAGACAGUCACAGGUCCUCUUCACUGCAGGCUCGUGUUCAGGAGUUUAUGAGCAGUGGGGAGAAAAGGGCAGAGCACUCCUCUGAGACGCUCUGUCUGCCAGACCUAAAACGGCAGCCUGUCACCUCCCUCACCGCCACGAGCGCAAACACAGAAAGAGAGGAGAGCGAGGAGGGAGAUGUGGAUGGAGAACAGGACAGAGAUGGAGGGGCCCGCAUGGAGGUGCUGAACGACAGCCAGAGAGACAGGGAACGGAUGCUGUUAAGGGAGCGAGAGAAAGAUAAUGAAAGAAGAGCUGAGAUAAAUGGCAAUAGGUGUCCAUCCUCUCCUGUCUCCUUCCCCUCUGAGAUGCUGGCUCCCGAUGGACAUUUAAGAACAGUUCACACGUUACCGAACUUUGCCCAGGCGCUGGCCGAAGCCCGAAAAGCGAGAUACAUCAGACACAGAGGACAACCGCUGUGCGAGCGAGAGCUCACCAUACGAGAGAUAUUUGCCCGGGAUUCAAGAGCCCCUGCUCACUGAGAUACUAAAGGAGCGGCUCUUGACCGGUUUCGCUUCAGGUCCACUGUGAUAUGGAUACGCUACUGUAUUGAGAGUUGUAUUUCUGGAGAACUCGUACCAUGUUGUAAUUAGUCGAUGAUAACCUGUCCUAGAUUGUUCGCAUACUCCGACUUAAAGAUGUACUUACCCAAAAAAGUACAUGUGAUAUAAGGUAACUAUAUGGGUUAGGUUUAAGGGUACGUUACCUAGUUAUUACCUAUUUUUUGUGAUUACUAUAAUGAUUACAUAGUAUGUACAUGAGGAACAGGACUUUAAAAUAAAGCGCUACCAGUUCUGUCAUUAAUUAGUCACUUUCAUGCCAUGCCAAACCUGUAGGACCUUCGUUCACAUUUAGAAUAAAAUGUUAAUAUUUGUUACUAAAUUUGAGAGCUUUCCGACACCGCAUAGAAAGCAGUGCGACAUUGAUAAAAUAGUCCAUGUGACAUCGAUGUCUCAACCGCGAUUUUAUGAAGCUACUAGAAAUCUUUUUACGUGCAAAAAAAUAAUAACCUAAAAAAUAAUGACUCUAAUGAACAGUUUUUUCCCCUGUCAGUCUUUGACAUUCAUUUCUCCGAUGGCAAACUAUUUUAACAACGUAACUUUCUGGGCCUUGAGCGUGCUUCGGUUCAGAAAGCUCUCGGAUUUCAUUAAAAACAUCUUAACUUGUGUUCCAAAGAUGAGCGAAGGUCUUGGAACAGGGUCGGAACGACAUGAGGGUGAGUAAUUAAUGACGGUUUUUAUUGACGUUUUUUUGAGCGAAUUAUCCCUUUAAAGGCCAAACAAAAAGACGUCAGCUGUGAUGCAGAUAUUUACCUUAUGUGUCUUUGUCCAGUUAGUCCAUCUUUUACUUUAAUGUAAAAUAGCAUAAUUUUUUUCUUACUUUGAAAUACACUCUAGACAGCCUUAUCUGACCAACAAAAAUGUGACCCUGGAAGCCGCAAUCUUUAAAAUGAGACACAGCUACAAUUAUUAGAAAACUUAUCAGUAAGCAUGUACUGAGGUGUAUUAUAUUAUAUCCGCGGUAUGCAUAAACUGAAGUAUACUUAAUAUGCUUUUUUUGUGCAAGCUAUGUUCUUCUGUGCCAACAAAAUCAUGGAAACAUGUACUAGUUAUUAUGCAAAUACCUUAUUUACACAUUUAUCUUAUUUAGAAGAAUAUUAGCUAGCUUCAUUAAACUGUGUUAUGUCCUUACAGCAAAUAAUUACGCUAAUUUUAACCUAGUGUGAAUGCACGUUUUAUUAUUUGCAUUUACUAUCAGUUUUUCCCUGUGGUCUGUGAUCUAAUUAGAAAAGACCAGUGACCCAUUUUGGAGUCACGACCCAAAAGUUUCUAUGGCCCUACACCUAAAGCUACCCCUAUACAGAAAAAAAAUCAUUAUAUAUGAUUUAUAAGCUUUUGUACCUAUGGGGACCUCAGUGACACGAGUCCCCACCAAACCACACACACACACACACACACACACAGACACACACACAGACAGACACACACAGACACACAC